GCCGUAGGAUAGCCACUGCAAGCGGCACGCGCCGAUGGAUUGCUGCAGCAAAGUUCGUGGGGUGGUGUGCAUGUAGUGGAUCUGCGCGUCCGACAGUUCAUCGAAGGAGUCCAUGUGGACAUGUAGACGCAGGUCGAGGUUUUGGGACCGCGACUCGUAGAGCUUCACGACAGGCAGAGGCAGCCGCUUCCAAGUUCGAAAGCAGAUGAGAGUCCAUAAGCUGGGAGUCUGCAGGUCAAGGUUGCGCCACCGCCGACAGACGUGGCUCGCCACCAUGGUGAAGAUAGUGAGAAGCCUGGACCCUAUCCAUUUGGAAACCUCCGGUAUCGCAUAUUUAAAAGCCAGAACGAGGAGCUCAUUCGGUAGGGAAUCGAUGGGAAUGCUGGAGGAGGGCACUAAUCGCGCGUCGUUUGGCGCCAUCCCUUCACCAGACGUCGACUGCCAUUCACUGUACUGUGAAUCCCUUUUGUCGAACGACGACAUGAAGGCGUUGGCAAGUUAUGCACGGGCGUAAUAUGAGGAUCAGGUUCAGUAGACUUCGAUAGCGUCUGAAGAGGUGGGUGAUGU
Messenger RNA from Schizophyllum commune H4-8, 567 nucleotides. RefSeq lists its product as uncharacterized. The coding region runs from base 275 to 514 and encodes 79 amino acids. NCBI's taxonomy places the organism in Eukaryota, Fungi, Basidiomycota, Agaricomycetes, Agaricales, Schizophyllaceae. The record is from RefSeq and is a predicted model, not a curated record. The transcript has 3 exons.